AGGAACACGUGCUUGGAAGAUUCAGAUGCAGGGACAACAACUACCCGUAGUACUCUCUCUGCUUGUCUGUGCUUAAGGAAUAUGAUCCUGCUUUGAUUGAAUACAUCUAUAGACAUGGACAAACCAAGUGCGUCUUGGGAUGCUCUGGGCGAGCGCUUCUACUGCCGUCACGAUUUGUAUACGCUGUCUUGGCCCGAAUUUGACUUUGAGGAGGUUUUGUAUGCUGCUGCUCCCUACGGAGGCGCUAUUGCCUUGACUCGCAAUGAUGAGCGCGUACAGCGUUACCGCGGGCAGACUUUCGCCAAAGGUGCAGUUCAAAUAUACAGCUGCACUGGUGAGAAAAUACGCGACAUCCGCUGGGAGGGUGUGUCCGUCGCUGCACUAGGCUGGACGGAUGAUGAGCGACUGCUUAUAGUAGCACGUGAGGGACAAGUCAGACAUUACGAUCUGCUUGGUAAUUUCAGUCAGUUCAGCUUGCUUGGUUCAGGCACUGGCGUACAAAUUCGCGAUUGUCAGUUCUGGUCGAAAGGCAUGGUUGCGCGUACUACAGAGAAUGUUUUCAUCAAGGUGGAUCACUACAACGAUGCUCAUCCACAAGCUUUCUCUGGUGUACAACUAGGAAUUGAGGUGACUGCACACAGCUGGGCCAUCAUUGCGCCGUCCUUUUCACUAAGCCGGCAAGUGGAAUGCAUUGUUGCAGCUGGCAACACUUUGUUCACCCUGGAUGGCAGCGAGCAGCAAUCCCAGAACAUCAGUCAUGGCCCUUUUACGCAUAUCCAGGUUUCUCCAAACGGCCAAUUCGUUGCGCUCCGGUCAGAAGAUGGCAAGAUUUGGGUUACUUCGGCAGAUUUUCAACGCACUUUGACUGAGUUUGAUGCAUCUGGAGAUGGCAAACCAGAGACAUUGGCAUGGUGCGGAAAUGAUGCGCUCGUCAUGCUCGUUGGUACUGUUUUGACGGUCAUUGGUCCGGCUGGCGAUAUUGUCCAGUACGCUUACGACGCAGCAGUAGGCCUUGUCACAGAGGUGGAUGGCCUACGUAUCUUCAGUCAAACUCUUUGUGAGUUUUUGCAGAAAGUGCCAGAGACGACCGAGCGUAUCUUUGCGCCAGGAAGUGACAGCGCCGCGUCCAUCUUGCUUGACGCAAUUGACCAACUUGACAGCGGCUCCUCCGAAGCAGAUGAAAGCAUCCGUCUCAUUCAGCCAUACUUGGCUGAUGCGGUAGACGAUUGCGUUCGUGCGGCGGGCGAGGCACAUGAACCUCGCUGGCAGAAGCACCUAUUGCGUGCCGCAUCAUUCGGCAAAAGCUUCUUGGAACUCUACAAUAGCGACGAAUUCGUGGAUUUAUGUGAGAUGUUACGAGUCAACAAUGCAGUGGCGUAUACCGAUGUUGGAAUCCCUCUCACACUGGAGCAGAGCAUUCGCUUGACUCCGGAAGGUCUUCUCGAUCGCUUGCUGCAAAGAAAACAUCAUCAUCUUGCUUCGAAAAUCUGUGCUCACUUGAAGCUAUCCCCAGACGUGGUCUAUGUUCAUUGGGCAUGUCUCAAACUUCAGAGUACGGUAGAAGACGACGCGAGCAUUUGCCAUUCUAUUGUUGACAAGUUGUCGCAACGUAAGCAAAUCUCGUACGAACAGAUCGCUCGCACAGCCUUCCAAGGCGGCCGACUCAGCUUGGCGACUGAGCUACUCAAGCAUGAGCCUCGAGCAGGUGCUCAGGUCCCUCUUUUGCUGGAUCUCGAGGAAGAUGAAGCUGCUAUGCGCAUGGCUAUUCGCAGCGGUGAUCCAGAUUUGCUAGAACACGUCGUCUUCCGCAUGAAGGCGAAACAUCCACUGGCUGUGUUCUUCCGCAUGAUCAAUAACAAACCUGCAGCCGUAGCUGUUUUGAUUGAAUAUGCGAAGAGGCAUGACACCCAGCUGCUGAAGGACUUUUACUACCAGGACGAUCGCAAGGUCGAAGCGGCGCUCUCGGUGCUAGCAGAAUCUGUUGAAGAGACCGAGCGGCAGCAGCAGUACAACAAGGCACGUUUGGCGAUGAAGAUGCUCGAGAGUGCCAAAGAACAUGGCCUAGAGCAGCGAUUGUUGGAAGAUAAUGUCAAGCUCUUUCAAAUCCAAGACUCCCUUGCCAAAGAUCUUGGUACAUCCUUUGAAGGAAUGUCACCGAUCGAUAUCAUUAUGAGGCUGUUGACGACCGGCAGCCUGUCGCGAGCCCAAAAGGUGGCGACCGCCUUCAAGGUCCCCGAAGUGACGUUCGUCUGGCUGCAACUACGCACAUUCAUAACACAGCGUGAAUGGGAGGCACUCGAACGAUGGCUGUUCAGACUCAAGAAGUGUCCAAUUGGCUAUGACAAGAUUGCUCGAGAGAUACAACAGGCUGGGAACAAGAAGCUAGCAAGCAAAGUGGUUGCCUUGUUGUCCAAUGGUCGUGAACGCGUCGAGCUGUGGCUUGAGCUUGAAGAUCCGGUUGCAGCAGCGCGUGAAGCCCUUCGACUGAAGCAGACGGAGCUCUUUGAACAAGCAAAGCAGUCUUCUAGUGGGAGAGACUUGGCAGAGAUCGAGGAAAUGGCCCGUAGAGCUGUAACAAAGUAGCCACAUGGCAAAGGCAGCUCUACCAUCGCGGCUGCGAUUUUUCGAUUGCGGGUGUUUUCAAAUCCAGAUCCUCAUUUUGAUUGCCAAAUGGAUUGUUCUCGUCUUCCUCUUCUUCCUCCACCUCUUCUUCCUCCGACUGCUCCGAUUCGUAUUCGCUAUCUGAUGCCUGUACAGGCGCUCGAGGCCGCGUAGGCUUUCGAGGCGGCACUUCGUGUGUUUCGUCUACGCCAUGUAUGCCGUCAACGUAGCGUCGUCGCAGAUCCAUGUCAUGCUCCUCAUCCGAGUCAGGGGCUGUUGCCACUUGCUUGUAAGUGUCAAAGAGCUGUAACGCAGCCACCAAGUCAUCGUUCGUUUGCAACAAGGUGCCUACCCACUCCUCACUCUCGAUGCCAGCGACGUAGUGUAGCACUUUGCGCCGCUGUUCCCUGCAGUCCUUUUCUGAUUUGAUCACGAGAGGCAUUUUCAAGAAACUCGCAUCCUCCUUGUUG
Molecule: messenger RNA, 3071 nt
Organism: Protomyces lactucae-debilis
Lineage: Eukaryota; Fungi; Ascomycota; Taphrinomycetes; Taphrinales; Protomycetaceae
Product: vacuolar protein sorting-associated protein
Exons: 1
Coding region: 115-2583 (822 amino acids)
Biological process (GO): vacuole fusion, non-autophagic; intracellular protein transport; endosomal transport
Cellular component (GO): cytoplasm; endosome; HOPS complex
Molecular function (GO): actin binding
Source: RefSeq, a predicted model, not a curated record